AUGGAAGCACCAGGCCCAUUUGACGACGUCAUUGAAGAUGAUUAUGACUCUUUUGAUGAGAUAUUUACACAACAUUUUGCAGACGAUGGUACUUGUCUACGCGAGGACAUCACAAACAUUGCCAACGAUCGGAAAGGUGCUCGUCCAUCGCAUCAGAAGGGACUGCCCGACAGUCAGAGCUCCUCUGGCACUACCAAACGCUUUGUCAUACCGCCCGCCUGUCAUUCCCAACCUCGGCUCUUUCGCCCGUUCAAUGUCCAUAAUGCAGAAUUGCCGUGGGCUCAGAGAUUCCCCCCUAAAGACAUAAGUGAACUGGCAGUUCACGGCAGGAAAGUCUCCGAGGUGAAAAAUUGGCUGAAUAAUGCAUUCUGUGGGACGGGUGAACGGUUACUUAUCCUCCGUGGCCCCGCGGGAAGUGGCAAGACAACCACAGUUUCCAUUUUGUCAGAGGCUCUGGGGUGCGAGAUACUUGAAUGGAGAAAUCCAGCGGCAUCUGACUCUGUCACCGACUUACCGAAUUCCGUUGCCCUGCAAUUUGGUGAUUUUCUGGAGAGGGCUAAUGAGCUCUCAGGUCUCAACCUUGACCUGCCGAGCAAUUUCCCCGAAGGUCAAAGGGGCGCCAUAGAGUGCUUUUCGCCGCGACGGCGUUUGAUUCUGAUUGAGGAAUUCCCUUCAUUAAUGACGCAAUCCCCUAACCUGUCUCUGUUCAGAAUGGCUGUCCAGCGGUACCUUGUAACGGCAGGCUCCGCUCGAGAGAUAGACAUAGUGCCCUGCUCUCCAAUCGUCAUUAUUAUCUCAGAGACACUUCUCGACUCGUGCUCUUCUUUUUCAGAUAACAUCACAGCUCAUCGAUUGUUAGGCCCGGCGAUCUGCAAUCAUCCGGGAACAAGCAUUAUUGACUUCAAUAGUAUAGCUCCCACGUUCAUGUUCAAAGCCUUAAAUUUGAUCAUAGAGAAGGAAGGCCGCGUUUCUAAAUCCGAGCGAGCACUAUCACCCGCUACAAUGCGCAGCCUCUCUCAAAACGGGGAUAUUCGAAGUGCGUCUGCCAGGCUAGAAUUCAUCUGCCUAAAGUCCAGUAAUUUUGCCGAGAUGAAGAAAUCGUCUAGGGCCAAGAAGGCCUCCCGGAGAGUACCCACUCUUACUCCGAUGGAGGAAAAGGCACUUGGGCUGAUAACCCAACGAGAGACCACUUUAGGGUUGUUCCAUGCUGUUGGGAAGGUUGUGUAUAAUAAGCGUGACGAUCCAAGCUCUAACAAAGAUGGUCAGUCUGUUAUGCCACCGAGCUACUUGCAUCAUUAUGGACGGCCGAAACCAUCACAGGUGCAGGUCAAUGAACUAUAUAAUGAGACUGGUACAGAUACGCAAACGUUUAUCAGUACUUUGCAUGAGAAUUAUGUUCCAUCUUGUGAUGGUGCCUCAUUCACAGAGUGCCUUGACGAUUGCAUUAGUGCGCUUUCAGAUAGCGACUUGUUGUAUCCUAUUUCCAAAAGGACAAACAGGUUCUUCAUACAUGCAGCUAGAAAUAGUGCUGCAGUUGAGACUUUGCGGCAGCAAGAAAUCAGCUACCAAGUUGCCGCUCGUGGGCUACUAUUCGCCCUCCCUUAUCCAGUGUCACGGAAGAGUUCAUUCAAUGAUGGUAUUGGGACUUCAAGACAUGGCCAACAACUUCUUUACCCGACUUCUUUGCGGUCACUGCAUGUUAUGGAGGAGGUUGAGGGCCUCGUAGCUUUGUGGUCAAGCAGGCUCUUGAGCUCGAUGAGUUACCCUGCCUCAGGCUCAAUAUUCGAAUCUACUACUCCCCUCAGCGAGAAGGAGCUGAGCACUAACAGCAAGUUCUCUCACGAGGGUGCUCGGAAUGAGAGCCAAACAGUGGCAGCAACCAUGAUACCGCGCAGUGACCUUAUACUUCACCAAUUGCCGUAUAUGGCAUGUUUGUUCAGAGGAGCCACUGAAGGACAGGAGCUCGAAAAGAUUACAAAGCUCACCAGGCUCCGGCCGCAGGCUUCCGACAAAGCACAUACCUUCUUUGGUGAGAUAGAGGCACCUGGUGCGAAUGUCGGACUACUGGGAGAAAUAUCGAAAACAAGGCUUCGAGGCUGGGAUAGCACUUCAGAGUCCUAUCUACCGUCUGGGACUGAUGAGAGAGGGCUUACCUUGAGUGAUGAUGAAAUCAUAGACGACAACUGAGAACUUGUUUCGAUGAUCUUGUCAUGCUUGGUAUGCUUGUCUUAAUUCAAGCG
Aspergillus japonicus CBS 114.51 is the source of this 2240-nucleotide messenger RNA. Its product is annotated as putative cell cycle checkpoint protein Rad17. The record is from RefSeq and is a predicted model, not a curated record. Bases 1 to 2187 code for a protein of 728 amino acids. Gene Ontology annotation, biological process: DNA damage checkpoint signaling; DNA repair; mitotic DNA replication checkpoint signaling. Gene Ontology annotation, molecular function: chromatin binding. NCBI's taxonomy places the organism in Eukaryota, Fungi, Ascomycota, Eurotiomycetes, Eurotiales, Aspergillaceae. The transcript is spliced from 2 exons.